Messenger RNA from Dimorphilus gyrociliatus, 2789 nucleotides. NCBI's taxonomy places the organism in Eukaryota, Metazoa, Annelida, Polychaeta, Dinophilidae. The record is from the annotation of a GenBank genome assembly.
AUUUUACUUAUCAGCACGCCACCGAACGUAAUAAAGCUUGAAAAAAAGCGGCCUAACAAUAGAAGUAUAUGGUUGUGUUAAUGUCAUUGGGCAAGCCGAUUAUAUUUUCGUUAUUGUCAACAAGAAAAUGAACCAAUACGUAACCCGUUAUCAAAAAAUCUCUUGUGUCGGUUAUGAUAUUUUUAUCCACUACUUUGUACUGCUGUUCGUUACGAAGAAAAAAAGAAUUAAUCUCGUCUUUUUCCAAACGAGUAUGCUCGUCAUUUUCUCCCUGAUCUUUCAAUAAUAAUUGUUCUCAUUAUGCUAAACGCAUCGGCUUUAUUACAGUAGUUUCCUGUAUCUAGUAUUUGUUUUAUGGUGUAUUUUUUAAGCAGCCGUUGCGAAAAUAGAUUUAGGUAUAUAUAUAUUUAAUCUCUCAAGAACUUAGCCUAUAAUUGACAAUGGAUGUUGUUAGUUUAUUUAAUGUACGUGACAACCUUAUAAAAAUCUGUUUGAUAACUCUGCGAAAAUUGAAAUGAACAUUCAAAAAUGAAAUUUACUUGCUUAUUUUAAUUAUAAAAAAAUAACAGACAAAUAUAGAAAUCCUUUUAAGACUUACGUGCAAGUUUGUUAUUGUUUAGUAUAAAAAAGAGGAUUUCAAGGCUUAAAUAAUUACACGGAUACGCUGAGGGAGGUUAUUAUGGGUGAAAUUAUCGUUUUUUCCUCUUUUCUAUCGUUGUUGAAAUCAUCAUCUGUUGUAAGAGAAUUAGUGCGAAUGCAUUUUUACAGCAUAAAAACAAAAAUUGCAGUUUUUUCUUAACUUGCAGUAGCUUGCUUCCUUUUACCUUACACAAAAAGAGUGUUUUUGCUGUGAAUCUAACAAUAUAUAGAUGGGCGCACUAGAUUUACGAGAUAUUGGGGAAGAACAAAGGAGACUCUCUGCAAUUUUUGCCUACGAUGGGCCAAGACGUUCGUUUUGUACUCAGAGAAAGAAAGAUACUGAUGGCAGUCCGACUCUCAGGAGUUUCCUAAAAAAUGGGGCUGCUGACGAAUCAUGUAAAAAGGAUCGUGAUGCAGAUCGCAUUAAACUGCCGCCUUUAGGCAGCGUCAAUAGGCCUUUGGUAAAGCGAAAACCUCUCGGUAGUGUAGAAGUGGAUUCGGAACACCAAAAUUUAGUAAGCCUACCCUCAAUCAGCACUGGGUGCAGCCGUCGGGAGACAAUCAUGGACGAAAAAGAGUUUGGAGAGCGCCCUCAGCGAAUCUUUCACGUGUUCGUCCCCAAGCAGACGACACGUCUUAGUACGUAUAUUGAGUCAGAGCAAAACGCUGCAGACGCUGAGUAUGAGAAGCUUGGUCAUCUCCGUUAUAAACACGGAAUAUUGACUAAUCCUUCACCGCCAUUGGAUAUUAUUGAUGGGAAGGACGAAGAAAUUACCUUUUGCAUUUGUAAACAACCUUUAAUUGGUUUACAAGCAGAGUUCUGCACAGAAUGUGGAGGUAAAAUAAAUGACAAUAGCCCCCGUAAUUCCAUCAGCAAUCUAGCUAAGCGAAGGCCAUCUGGAUUUAAGAGAGUGUCGUUAGGCACUUUAAGUAGCGAUCGCAAUAGUGACGUUUUACCAUCUACAUCUUUACAACACUAUUCAGAUGAAGAAAAACUGAAGUAUGUCAGUGACUUUAACAAUAACAAAGAACUAACAGGCAGCGAAAACGUCGAAGAUGCACUCGACCGGACGAUAGUUGAAGAGACGCUUGGCCCAUUGGUUAGGGAGACCGAUAAGAACAGCAUAUUAUUUGAUUAUACAUCAAAAUGGUUAGAAGAUGAAACCGGUGGAGCAAAUCAAGACACGAUCCACUCGAAGUUGCAGUCCUUCUCGAAAACGAAAGUGGAUCGAGAUGGUUGGAAAGAGGCUUAUAAUAAGGCGGUUGCUAUAGCACAAAUCUAUAAGGAUUCUAUCUUCACUAGUCGCGUAUCAAAGCCUUGGACAUUUUCUUUCUUUCAAGGUCGUACGUCAAAUUCAGUGUAUAAAAUUAAAAAGAAAAAAGGUGGGGAAUUAAAGCACAUUCUUGGUCGUGUGAAACUAGAAGACUACUAUCCAGGAGGUUUGAAAAAUCCAAAAUCGAAUAGAGUUAGCCAGGCGUUCUUAACCAGAGCCAGUAAGAUGAUGGCAAAGAGAACAAAGCCACCACCAUCGACGCUUAGCAGGCAACAAAGCGUUAUCAGCGUUAAAAGUUAUCCUAGCCUCUAUUCAUUUCACGCUACAUAAAAUUUAUAACGUAACGUGGACGUCAUCUUGCACUAGCGAAGUAAUAAGCCCAUGACCUAUCCUAUAUACCCGCUAAUUGAUUCAGCAUUUACUCCGAACUACCGAAGUCACUUAGAUUAUGGUACUAUAUUUAGUAUUAGCAUAUAUACAUAAAUAUAUAUAUAUAUAUAUAUAUAUUAAGGUACAAGCAAUAUUCUAAAGGUAUAAGUGUAGUAUAUACUUAUAGUAAUAUAGAUAUUGUUACAAGUACAUCUUGGAGUAUAUGAAAAUAUUUUAAUGUAUAUUAUCUACCCCAUAUAUUGUACGAUUUCUUUAGUAAGUAUGAGCUUUAUUAAUAUGGAAUAUUUUGCUGCAUUCCAUAUAUAGAUUCUCGUGCCAAACAAAAAAAACAACAGUUUUUUUCUACAGGUUAAUAUCCUCUUUUUUAUACGUUGUAUAACUUUCUAUUUCUGUGUUCAUAAACAUUUGGUUCUAUCUUUUCUUUCAUAUUUUAUAAGAAAAAAAAUCAAUGUGAAAAAGAAAUAAAAAUAAAAACCCCUUAUGCAG